AUGAUGGAGAGUUAUGCAAUGAAUAGUCAAGACAAUCCAUUCUACUCUAUCAUUGAUGACCCAACGUAUACAAUUCAUCAAGCAUUGACAUACAGUAAUGACAGCAAAAUUAUCAACAGGUUUACAGGUGCAUUGGUUGUCUACUCGAUAACUCUACCUCCUUUUUUGGUUCUAGGUUUUGUAGUUGCUAUUUUAUUAAUUAUUAGAUGGAGAACAAUGGUUUUCAUCAAGAGAUGUCUUUAUGGGCUAGUGGUGCUCAUGUCAUGUUUACAAAUUUUAUCAAUAACUUCAGGUAUCAUGUAUUCAGUUUGUGUUCUGAUAGGUAAUCAAAAGGAAUGCAUGGAUCCUUUUGCUGCUAUUCAAUAUUCAUGUGGUAAUCUGACUGUCAUUCUAUGUGUCUUUUGCUUCUUGACAAUUACAAGGAUUCUGUAUAAGGUUUACUUUGAUAAGUCACAGUGGUGGAUGAGAGUUGUUGAAAAUCAACAGGAAAGUUUAGGGAAAACCGUCCCAAAGAAGAUUGCCAUUAGGAAUCAACGAUUUGGCAAGUUUGUUAAAUGGACAGCUAUCAUUAGUGCUAUUGGACUUUUAAUUAUUGCCCCUCUUCACAUUGCUACUAUCAUGAUCACAUCUUUGACUUCAUUGAUGCCAGGUGUCAAGGCUGCAACAGCUUCCAGUAUUGGUUACAAUCGUUACUAUGCUGAUGCAGUAUUAGCUCUUGGCUAUUGGUUUUUAAUCUUCUUCUUUGGAAUUAUUAAUAUUGUGGUUGGUGUUUCACUCACUGGAAAAUUAGGAGGUGAACAAGAAAAUGUUCCACUCCAAAGAAGAAAGGCAUGCAGACAAUUGAAUUUGUUGAACGCAUUACAAUUG
Messenger RNA from Naegleria gruberi, 867 nucleotides. RefSeq lists its product as uncharacterized. The transcript has a single exon. The record is from RefSeq and is a predicted model, not a curated record. NCBI's taxonomy places the organism in Eukaryota, Heterolobosea, Eutetramitea, Acrasida, Naegleriidae. The annotation marks the transcript as partial.